This is a messenger RNA of Emiliania huxleyi CCMP1516, 1958 nucleotides long. RefSeq lists its product as hypothetical. Gene Ontology annotation, molecular function: amino acid transmembrane transporter activity. Gene Ontology annotation, biological process: amino acid transmembrane transport. The record is from RefSeq and is a predicted model, not a curated record. Gene Ontology annotation, cellular component: vacuolar membrane. NCBI's taxonomy places the organism in Eukaryota, Haptophyta, Isochrysidales, Noelaerhabdaceae. Bases 19 to 1623 code for a protein of 534 amino acids. The transcript is spliced from 4 exons.
CUCCAAGUCCUCUUUGCCAUGUCGCCUUUUCCCGAGCCCGUCGUGAUGGAGGUGGUCGCCCUGACCGAGCCCGAGCCCGAGCCCCUCACCGCUAUCACGACGACACGAGACUCCAAGAGUGCCGCUAAAACAAAGGAGCCGCUGCCGAGCGCUCCGCUGACGGUGUGGACGGGUAGCACGUUCCGCGCCUUUGCCAACCUGCUGAAGACAAUGGUAGGGGCAGGCGUCCUCACCCUGCCACACGCGACCUCUAAAUUUGGACUCCUCGCGUCCGUGGUCGGCAUAGCGUUGGCGGGAUAUGGCACGUCUGCCGCCAUCAUUUUCGCGGUGCGCUGCAACGCCAAGGUGUGCGAGCGCGGUUCCGGAGGCGACGAGGUUGGCGUGUGGGAACGUAUUGGACGGGCGGCGUAUGGCCGGCUCGGCGUCGUGAGCAUCAUCAGCAGCUUGCUCAUCGCCCAGCUCGGCCUCAGCGCGGCUUACUAUGACUUUAUCGUUGAGACCAUCAUGCAGCACGCCGCCCUGAGCCACCUGCACGCGCUCGCUGUGACGUGGGUUCUCCUCACCCUGGUGUCGAUGAUCCGCAAGCUCAGCUCGGUCGCCAUCCUCUCCCUCGUCGGGCUGAUCACCUACAUCUACAUCAUCGCGCUCCUCGUCGCGUACUCUUCCGAGGCUCUGGACUGCUCCGCUGCAAAUGCAUCGCUCACGGCUGACCAGCUGCAGUGCGCCGCAAAGAACGGCGACAUCGCUGGCAUCUCUCCGAUCUGCCACCCUGGCGCCGCCGAGCCAAUCGCGAUGGCCACCUGGAGCGGCUUCGGCGCCUGGUUCGGCCCGGCCGUCUUUGCGUUUGAGGGCAUGGGCACCGCUAUGAGCAUCUACGCAUCCAUUGGCGAGUCGAUGGCUGAGGAUGCGCCGCCGGGCACCUCCUCGACCGUCGUGCGCCGGUACACCGACCGCGCCUUCCGCUGGGUGGUCGGCGGCGCCUACUCGUGCGGCGUCGUCAUCUAUGUCUGCGUCGGCGCCCUCGGCUACCUCGCCUUCGGAAGCAGCGUCGAGGGAACCAUCCUCAAGUCAUUCCCGGAGGGCCCGGCCAAGGCGAACGCGCAAAUCGUGCUUGCCGUGGUGCUCGGCUGCACCUUCGCGCUGCAGAUGAACCCCGUGUGGGGUGUCAUUGAGCCGGCCAUUCUCGGGCGCGGCGACUACUCGGCCGCUUGGCCUGUUCUCCGUGGCGUGGUGGUGGCGCUGAUCGCGAUCGCCUGCGUGCUCAUCCCCGCGGUGGACGCGAUGAUCUCUCUCUCGGGCGCGGUGGGCUUCUCCCUCCUGGGCUUUAUUCUGCCCGGCCUCUUCUUCCUCAAGCUCAACCCGAACGCGUCGGUUGCGGUCACGCUCGACCGCUCCGUCGCCGCGGGGCUGGAGAGCAUGGGGCGCGCCGAGUCGCCGGGGGCGUCAGCCAACGGCGGCUGGGGGGCGACGCUGCGCAAGAACGCCUUGGAUGUGGUCGUCGCCAUCGCGUUGGUCGCCAUCGGCUGCACUGGCUCUGUCCUCGGCGUCUAUGACGUGUUUCAACAGCAGCAGCAUCCGGACGCCGCCAUCGAGGCGUCACUGGGCUGCUCGCUUGAUGAGUAGGUUAUGGAAUCGCACCAUCAUUAGCAGCAGUAGCACAGCAUGCACUCGCGCUAUUCUGUAUAUUGCUCACCCGAACAACGUGAACGUGCAGCGUUUCUCCUCAUAGUGGCGGGUCUGUCUUGUGAGCGGUCUCUCUCUCUCUCUCUCUGUGCGAGCUCGGGUGUGCACGCUGAGAGCUAUACUGUACUGAGCUGUGUGCACUCGUGAGGCUCUGUGUGGUUCUGUGUGAUUGCCGUGCGGCGGGGUUGUAUGUCAGUCGCUGCUGUGUGGUCUUCUCUUUAACAAACACAAGCAAAAACUUCUCAGAGGUGUCCAUCCUCUCUCAUGAGGUGACA